AUGGGUUUUACCAAACUCUUCCUCUUCUUCUUCUUCCUGGUAUCAAACCCAUCUCAAUCUUAUGCUGCUGAGAAUGUGAGCGUGACUCUCUACUACGAGACUCUGUGUCCUUAUUGUGCCGAUUUCAUAGUGAACCAUUUGGCCAAGAUCUUCCAGAAUGUGCUCAUCUCCAUCGUCAAUCUCAGAAUGGUCCCUUGGGGCAACGCUUGGCUCAAUUCUGAUUUCUGCUUCGCCUGCCAGAAUGGAACAGAUGAAUGCUUGCUCAACACAAUUGAGGCCUGCACCAUCACCAUCUAUCCUGAUGUGAAUCAGCAUUUUACAUUCAUCCACUGCGUUGAGAGGCUCACGUUGCAGAACAAACACAGUAAAUGGGCCGAUUGCUUCAAAAUGUCGAAGUUGGGGACUGUACCUAUUGAUUGCUACAACAGUGGAUAUGGCAAUCAGAUUGAAACAAAAUAUGCAAAGGAAACUGCUCAGCUUAAUCCACCACAUAGAUUUGUGCCAUGGCUGGUUGUCAAUAAUAAACCACUUGCAGAGGACUACAAAAAUUUUAUGGCCUAUAUCUGUAAGGCAUACAAAGGAAAAUCUCCAGAAGCUUGCAGAUCAAUUCGCUACAAGACUGAAUCAAUUGGAAAUGAAAAAUCAAUUUCUCAAGUUUGCCUAGCAGAACAAGGAAGAAACUCUACAUAUUAAGCCCGAGGAGCAGACUAUCUGGCAAAAAGUUUACAUUGACAUUCCAUAUGAUAAUUGAACCUAAUGUUGA
This is a messenger RNA of Rosa chinensis, 763 nucleotides long. Its product is annotated as gamma-interferon-responsive lysosomal thiol protein. NCBI's taxonomy places the organism in Eukaryota, Viridiplantae, Streptophyta, Magnoliopsida, Rosales, Rosaceae. Gene Ontology annotation, molecular function: oxidoreductase activity, acting on a sulfur group of donors, disulfide as acceptor. The record is from RefSeq and is a predicted model, not a curated record.